UAGCAACCAAGCGGCUGCUUUUCAAACACAUGGAGCUCGAUCUCCCAGCCUCGGAUAAUAUGAACACCGCUCAGGAAAACCCACCUUCAAUGGCAGACCGCGACGCACCAGUGAAAACCAGCGAUGUGUACAGAGUGGAGAAAAAUCUGCCCGAACGCUUCAACAACCCUGAUCGCAUUCAGGGGUACAGCAAAAAAGUCAUCCAUCCAUUAUAUCGGACAACCAACCAAACGUAUGGAGGAAAGAAACCGACAGUCCACGAGAUGCCUACGGCGUUUCACGGGGACAGCCGCAGGUUCACCGAGCAUCUCCUGAAGAGCGGAAUGUACAGAGACCACCGCCUCAACACCUACAUCGACACGGGCAGGGUCACCACGCUCAGCGCCAAAAUCGAGUCCCAGCACAGAAUCCGAUAUCACCAAACAUACGGCCGGAACCGAAACGUCCAAACUGGCAACACUGCCGAUGAACUGAAACGAUAGAAGUAAAAACAACGUUUCCGUUUUCUCUAUUCACUCACGCUUCUACGGGAUCUGUGCUGACAAAAUGACCUUUAUAAUAGAAAAAAAAACUUUGCGUAAAUAUGGGGUGGAAUGAAGUCAAUGUGUGGUCUUUGGCAAAUAUAAACACUAUUUGAAUAUAUGAAAUACACCCCCUCCUGCCCAGCGU
Molecule: messenger RNA, 669 nt
Organism: Megalops cyprinoides (Indo-Pacific tarpon)
Lineage: Eukaryota; Metazoa; Chordata; Actinopteri; Elopiformes; Megalopidae
Gene: pierce1
Product: chromosome 4 C9orf116 homolog
Exons: 3
Coding region: 30-482 (150 amino acids)
Biological process (GO): axoneme assembly
Cellular component (GO): axonemal microtubule
Source: RefSeq, a predicted model, not a curated record